Molecule: messenger RNA, 939 nt
Organism: Lolium rigidum
Lineage: Eukaryota; Viridiplantae; Streptophyta; Magnoliopsida; Poales; Poaceae
Product: putative E3 ubiquitin-protein ligase SINA-like 6
Exons: 2
Coding region: 25-939 (304 amino acids)
Cellular component (GO): cytoplasm
Molecular function (GO): ubiquitin protein ligase activity; zinc ion binding
Source: RefSeq, a predicted model, not a curated record
UCUCCACUCCCCCAGUCCCCACCUAUGUCCAGCGACGAAAUUGAAGCGACGACCACGAGAUCUACGGAUUUCUCCACUCUAGGAGUCCAUAGGGAAUCGAGGAUGGAGACGAAGAGGAGAAGGCAGCAAGGGGAGGAGGGGUCAAGGCGUGGGUCCGUCGCCAGCGACGGCGCCAUCGCUCUGGAGGCGCUGGACUGCACCGUCUGCUAUCACCCGCUCAGGCCUCCCGUCUUCCAGUGCGCGGUCGGGCACGUGAUCUGUUCGUCUUGCCAUGACAAGCUCCUGAACAAGAACAAGUGCCACGCGUGCGCCACCACCGGCGGCUAUAACCGCUGCAUCGCGUUCGACCACAUCCUCGAGUCUGUCCGUGUCCCUUGCUCCAACUCGUUCUAUGGAUGCACUGCCAAGACUUGUUACCACGAGCGAGACGAUCACGCGAAGUCGUGCCUGCACGCGCCUUGCUUUUGCCCUGAAGAUUGGUGUGGCUUUGCUGGCACAACCACCGCACUUCUACGGCAUCUCACCGCCGACCACCGGUUGACAGCUACAGAGUUUGCGUUUGGACAUCGUUUCACCCUUCAGGUGCAGGAAGGAAUGCAGGUUCUGCACAAGAAAAAAGGCAGCCCCCUGUUCCUGGUAAAAUUCAUGUCUGUGCCUCCUUUCGGCAAAGCCGCCUCUGUCCUGUGUGUUGAUCCUCUUGCCGUGGUGGGGGAGUGCAAGUUCAGAUGCCAGGUUGAUUUCCACUGCCGUACCAUGGGUUGGCGACAGAAUUCGGAUUUCCAAAUCAGAAGCACCACUCUCUCUGGUGGUUUGCCAACAGAGGAUGGCAGCUACUCCUUUGUCAUGCCAAAUGUUUCUUCUAACCUGCCGACUGACAUCAGCGUCGUCAUGUGUGUCACAAAGAUAGCUGAUGAUGACAGCGCUUGGAGUGACUGGUGA